Messenger RNA from Aspergillus homomorphus CBS 101889, 596 nucleotides. RefSeq lists its product as uncharacterized. NCBI's taxonomy places the organism in Eukaryota, Fungi, Ascomycota, Eurotiomycetes, Eurotiales, Aspergillaceae. Bases 1 to 441 code for a protein of 146 amino acids. Gene Ontology annotation, cellular component: mitochondrion. Gene Ontology annotation, molecular function: oxidoreductase activity. The record is from RefSeq and is a predicted model, not a curated record. The transcript has 3 exons.
AUGGUCUUCCGCUUCGCCAAAACCCUCGAUCCAAUAACCCUCUUCCACGCACCAAGCUCAAAAGCCAGCCAAAACGCCCUCAAGACCCUGCAACGGGCAGCGACGAUAGCGGAGUCGGAUGCGGCGCCGGCGGGCGGACGCGGGGAAUUCCAACUGGAGGUGACGACGGCGCCGCCGACGGCGGACCAGCUGCGGAAUAUCCUGGACUACGUGACGGGGAACCCGGCGGGGGCGGGGGCGGUGGAUCGGGGGGCGAGAUACGCGGUGGGUGAGGUGGUGCGCGGGGCGCGGGAUGCGGAGGACGCAAUCCGAAAAUUCAAGGGGGACCCGGAGGGGAGUUUUGCUAGGCCUGUUACGGUCGAUUGGACGAAUGGACAGGCGGUCGUUGGGGAUAAUGAGUCGGAGAUCCUGAAGAUGGUGCAGCAGUUGAAUGAGAAUUGAUUGUCCCCGGAUCAGCAUGGGAGGACAACACGAUAAUACCUCAAGCUCAUGCACAUUCAUGUAUUCUACGAUACGCUGUAUCAUACACUCUUCGCCCCUCCUCUGGCAAAUACCCGUCAUGCCAUAGCCAUUAGAAUAUCAUAUCAUACGCGCUC